AUGUCAAGAAACGCAAGAAUUCCUCUCUUUCUUUUCACUUCAAUCCUUCUUCUCUUCACCAUUUUCUGGUUUACACUUGUCUCCCAUCUUCCGUCACCAAUUUCUGCAAAAGUUUUUACGUUCUCUAAACACCAGGAACACGACCAUGAUGUCAGUUAUGUCAAGGAUUCUAAAAAUCAAGAGAAUAGCUCUUGGCCAGAGAAUCCAGUGGUUGAUGAAACGGAUGUGGUGGUGAGACUGCUUGCAAAACUUGAAGCUACAGAAGGAAAGGAGUUGGGAAGGAAGUAUCAAAUUGUGGGGUAUCCUACCUUGCAUUUAUUUGUUAAUAGAAUUCCACAGGUUUUCGAUGAAAAUUCAUACUGCGAACAAGCUGUUGAGAUGGGAGCCGUGCAACACGUCCAUAAUGCCAAGGAUUCUGAGAAUCAAGAUAAUAACUCUUGGCCAGAGAAUCCAGUGGUUGAUGAGAAGGAUGUGGUGGUGCUCACAGAGAAGAACUUAAGUGAUUUCAUUGCUACAAAUCAGUACGUGAUGGUGAAUUUUUAUGCAUCCCGGUGCUUUUGGAGUCGCAAGUUAGUUCCUUCAUACUCUGCUGCUGCUACCAUGUUAAAGGGUGACGCUGUGCUUGCAAAAGUUGAAGCUACAGAAAAGUUGGCAAUGAAGUAUGACAUCAAUAGGUCCCCUACUGUGUAUUUAUUUGUUGGUGGAGUUCAAAGGGUUUCCUAUUAUGGUGAAAGAACAAGAGAUGCUAUUGCAACUUGGAUGAGGCAGAAAAUGGGCCUGGUUGUUCCAACUGUAACAACAGCAGAGGAGGCUGAAAGGAUUUUGGGUGCUAGUUCUGUGAUUGUAAUGGGAUUCCUUGAAACUUUAGAGACACUGAGGAGCUUGCCGCUGCCUCGAAGCGGCAUGCUGAUGUCUGAUGUCAAUGUCUAUCAAACUGAUGAUGUUGAAGUUGCGAGGUUGUUUCGCAUUGACCCACAAAUCAAACGACCGGCUUUAGUCCUGCUAAAAUGGGAAGUUGCCAAGCUUAACCGUGUUGGUUUUGAUGAUCAAUUCACCAGAUCACUAAUAUCUGACUUUGUAUCGGAGAAUAAACUUCCUUCGGUGAUCACUUUCACGGCAGAAGAUGCUUCGCGUAUUUUUAGCAAUCCUAUGAAACAGUUGUGGCUUUUUGCCACAAAAUAUUCAUUGGAGCUGCUAUCCGCAUUUGAAGAGGCAGCAAAAGCUUUCGGAGAAAAGCUUCUAUUUGUCUAUGUCGAAACUGAUGAUGAGGUAUUUGGACUUGGAGAAAAAAUUGCUGAUGCAUUUCGAGUGCCUCAAGGUUUUCCAAGAGUUGUAGCUUACGUGGCUAAUGGUGAUGCAAAGUAUAUGUAUGAUGGUGAAUUGAACUUUGCUGGUAUUAAGUCAUUUGCAGAAGAGUUUCUGGAAGAUAAGCUUUCAAUUUAA
Messenger RNA from Dovyalis caffra, 1443 nucleotides. The record is from the annotation of a GenBank genome assembly. Lineage: Eukaryota; Viridiplantae; Streptophyta; Magnoliopsida; Malpighiales; Salicaceae.